Molecule: messenger RNA, 681 nt
Organism: Cylicostephanus goldi
Lineage: Eukaryota; Metazoa; Nematoda; Chromadorea; Rhabditida; Strongylidae
Source: the annotation of a GenBank genome assembly
GCUCUAAGUACUGAGUUUGUCGUAGCCAAACCAGCGGCAAUCCCCUCUGAUGGAGCUGAGCACAAAGUUACUAUCGGAAUAGUUGAUGUUGAACCCAUUUUGGUUCAUGAAUGCGUUCCCUCAAAGAACACCAGCGCAUUCCUUACUGCAUCUGCAGUAAAUAAUUCUGACCUUCCUUUCUUAGCUGGCGAAACUUCCGUUUACUUGAACAAUAGCUUUGUGUCUAAAGUGAGUGGAACUAUAAGUAAUGUUUCCCCAGGUGAAAGAUUCUCUUGCUCGCUUGGAGUUGACACAGCGUUGCGGAUCGAGUACAAGCCAGUCAAAAAAUACCAUGAGCAGACUGGACUAAUAUCAAAAAGCUCUUCAACUGUACAUGAUCAACUGAUUACAAUCAAGAACACGCGCAAUGAUCCUGUUCUGCUAACUUUGAAAGAACCCAUACCUCGAAGCACUGAUGAGAAAAUCAAGGUUUGUCAUUUGCUGACUUUUGCAGAAGACCUCACGGACGCUGCGGAAACUCCGAGACAGGGAGCAAAAAUGAAGGGAAGUAUCUUGGAAUGGACUCUUUCUAUCCGUGCAGGAAUGGCCAGCGAGCUUCAUGUGAAGUGGGCCAUCGAUCAUCCUGCCAACGAGACCGUCCAGUUCAUAGAGCGCCCGUCGAAGAAAAACAGUUCCUAUUAA